Arachis ipaensis is the source of this 1486-nucleotide messenger RNA. Lineage: Eukaryota; Viridiplantae; Streptophyta; Magnoliopsida; Fabales; Fabaceae. The record is from RefSeq and is a predicted model, not a curated record.
AAGCUGCAUUGUGCGGUGACCCCAUUCAUCGGAGAUUAUUGUUAGUUCUUCCUGAAUCUGAGAGAGAAGGAAAGAAAGAAAGAAAGAAAGAUGUCACAGUCACGGCCAAAAGAAACGGUGUACGUGGAGCAGUGUAUGGGCGUUAAUGGCCUCGAGAAGAUCGUUCUCAGAGAAGUUCGUGGCUUCUCCGCGGAGGUAUAUUUGUACGGAGGUCAGGUUACAUCUUGGAAGAAUGAACUUGGGGAAGAAUUGCUCUUUGUCAGUAGUAAGGCUACUUUUACGCCUCCAAAAUCUAUCCGUGGAGGUAUUCCGUUAUGCUUUCCUCAAGUUUCAAAUCAUGGCCCUCUUGAACUACAUGGAUUUGCAAGGAACAGGUUUUGGACCUUAGAUCCUAAUCCCCCUCCAUUUCCAACAAACAGCACAACCAGAGCUUUUAUUGAUUUGAUUCUUAAGAACUCUGAAGAGGAUAUAAGGACUUGGCCUCACAGAUAUGAGUUUCGCCUGAGGGUAGCUUUGGCACCUACGGGAGAUUUGAUGAUGACAUCCCGCAUUCGAAACACAAAUACGGAUGGAAAAUCCUUUACUUUCACAUUUGCCUAUCAGACAUACCUCUAUGUUACUGACAUCAGUGAAGUACGAAUAGAAGGAUUAGAAACACUGGAUUACCUGGACAACUUGAAGGAAAAAGUGCGAUUUACUGAACAAGGGGAUGCCAUAACAUUUGAAUCCGAGGUACACAAAGUAUACCUAAGUACCCCCACAAAAAUUGCCAUCAUUGACCAUGAAAGGAAAAGAACUUUUGUAUUGCGGAAAGAUGGGCUUCCUGAUGCUGUGGUAUGGAAUCCAUGGGACAAAAAAGCAAAGACCAUAGCAGAUUUAGGGGAUGAUGAAUAUAAAAAUAUGCUGUGUGUCCAGUCUGCUUGUGUAGAAAAAGCAAUUACUCUCAAACCUGGUGAAGAGUGGAAAGGAAGGCAGGAAUUAUGUGCGGUGCCUUCCAGUUAUUGCAGUGGCCAACUUGAUCCAAAGAGAGUACUUUUGAGCUAUUAGAUCAAUGGGAUUGCCUUCGUCUUUGUACAGGUGUAUGAUGCAGUUAGGUGUAUUUCCUGAAGGAACUUUUGUUGUGUUAGCGGUGCUGCCAGAAAAUUGUUGCUUGGAUUCACUACUACCGAAAUUGUGUAUAUGGUUUUAGCCUUGAGUGUCUUCUGCAGCUUGAGCCGGAGAUGAACUAAGUUGGUGGAAAGAAUUUAGUAUACUUGUAGAUCUACGCAGCAUUUUCCAUUGGAAGAUUAGAACAACGCACUUGAUGCAUGUCUUCUUUUCUAAACAUCCCUCUCCUUAAUAGAUAAUAAUAGAUUUAUUGCACUAUUUCUUCUCUGUCUUGGUUUCAUCUGCCUCGAAUGCAACUAGUUUACUAUUUAAUCGUGCUUGCUUUCUCUGCCCUACAAUUAAUUCCUCAUAAGGUUCCAUGAUAAGUGUUUUGUAUUUU